AUGGAUGACUGGAAACCACUUAUUGUUCUUCUCUUUGUUUCCACCUUCUGCUCUAUAGAUGCACAGCAGACUGUCUGCAGCAAAGCUUCUAUAGCAGACAUCAUCUUCCUCAUAGAUGGAUCCUGGGGCAUAGGGACAAAGAACUUUAAGAUCAUGCAAGACUUCUGGUACACAAUGGUCAAUGGCUUUGAUAUUGGGCAUGACAAAAUCUGUGUUGGUAUGAUUCAGUACAGUAAUGUGCCAUACACCGAAUUCUUGUUGAACGCUUGCUAUAACAAGGAUGAUACCUUACAGAAGAUACAGAAAUUACAUUACAAAGGAGGAGCAAGUGCAGGUAGCCAAAAGGAAGAAUGUGUUCCUCAGAUCACUGUGGUGGUAACAAAUGGACAGGCUGAAGAUGAUGUUCAAAACCCAGCCACAGCAAUCAAGGAUGUGUAUCAUGUUGUACUCUCUCACAGUAUUCUACAGAUGCUUUGUGUUACUGUAGAGGAGAUAACUGGACCAGCUACUCAGGUUGCCCAUGCUUGGAGAAAGGCCACGUUGGCAGAUGUUGUCUUUUUAGUGGAUACUUCAACGAAUAUUGGCCAGGAAGGCUUUCAGAAAGUCAAGAACUUUCUCUGCACCUUGAUUUCAAGUCUUGAUGUUGGCCUUGAUGCGAUCCAAGUUGGGCUGGCACAAUAUAGUGAUGAGACUUACCAAAAAGUCUCGCUGAAUCAGUAUUUGAAAAGUGAUGUUUUGGAGCAGAUUGAGAAUUUGCCAUAUAGGAGUGGAGAAGUUUACACAGGGAGAGCUCUGGAUUUUAGCAGAGCUAAGGGUUAUGUCCCGCAGGUAGCCAUUCUGAUCACCAGUGGAGCGUCCAGUGAUGAAGUUGAAUUGCCUGCCAGGAAACUGAGGAACAGAGACAUUGCCCACUAUGCUGUAGGAACUGGUGUCCAGAAUACAGCUGAGCUUCAGCAAAUAGCCCGCAAACCUUUUGAUUGCAACAUAGGUAUUUCUAUAGCAGUUGAUAUUUCAAGGCGCAUGCAGCCAGCAUCCACAGUGCUUCUGAAACAGAAAUUGCAAGCAUUCCUCCCCAAGCUUUUACUCCAGAUGAAAUCACUGCCAAAUACCAGCUGUAAUGCUGGCUCUUCGGUCAACAUUAGAUUCAAGUUCCAAGUAUUGGCACAGACCAAACAAUUCAUCUUUGACUCUGAUUUUGAAGACUAUAAUGAAGAGAAUAUCCAGAAGUUCUUAGAUGCACAGACCACUGUGGACACCUACUUGAAUGCAGACUUCUUACAGGCACUUGAGGAGAAGCUCUUUAGUGUGACCUCUGCUAAAGUUAAGGUUCUGUUAGUAUUUUCAGAUGGGCUGGACGAUUCACUGGAAGAUCUCAGAAAAGCAGCUGACUCACUUCGCUUUAAAGGUCUUGAUGCACUUCUAUUAGUUGGCCUGGAUAAUACACAGAAUUUGUCUGAACUCCAGGAAAUAGAGUUUGGCAGAGGGUUUGGAUACAAUGAACCUCCGAGUGUUGGGUUUGCAGAGAUUGCAAACAUCUUGCAGAGAAAUCUUGAUACUGUUGCAGAAAGGAAAUGUUGUAAGGUUGUUUGUAAAUGCCUUGGAGAAAAUGGUGAUCGUGGUGGCCAGGGAAGUCCUGGAAGUAAGGGAAGUACGGGAUACAGAGGAUCUCCUGGCCAUCCUGGUGAGGAAGGUGGAAUUGGAGAGAGAGGCCCAGUUGGUUUCAAUGGGACUCAAGGAGACAGGGGAUGUCCAGGUGCCAGAGGCCAUAAGGGGUCCAGAGGCUACAGAGGAAGUCAGGGUGAACAUGGUGAGAGUGGAUUUGAUGGUACUGAUGGAGAGCAGGGAGAACAUGGAUUUCCUGGACCUUCUGGAGAUAAAGGCAACCCAGGAAAACAGGGCAGAAAAGGCCCCAGAGGAGAACCAGGUGAACGAGGAGAAUCUGGUCUAAGAGGAGAUCAUGGAGAUCCUGGGACUAGCAAUAAUAUUCCUGGUCCUAAGGGUGAAAAGGGAAACGCAGCAAGGCAGGGAGACCCAGGACCACAUGGACUCCAAGGAGAGCAGGGUGAUGCUGGCCCUGAUGGUGCAGCAGGUCGAAGAGGCCCUCCAGGUAUAAAGGGUGAGCAAGGAGAUCUGGGGGAGGCAGGUUACCCAGGAGACUCAGGUCUUCCAGGUCCACAGGGCCCAAGAGGACUACAAGGGAUCAGAGGACCUCCAGGACCACAAGGCGUGCCAGGCCCUCUGGCUAGUCUGGGGGCCCCAGGUUCACCUGGCUCUGUUGGGAAGUUAGGUGCAAGAGGAGCAAAGGGUGAAGCUGGUGACCCUGGAGAGAAGGGCCCAGUGGGACCAGCAGGAUGGAGAGGCAUGCCUGGCAUGGAUGGCAGAGAUGCCUAUGGUCCUGAAGGGAGCAAAGGAGCAAAGGGAGAAUCUGGAUUCAUAGGAUAUCCUGGUUCAGAGGGAGAAGAUGGAGACCCAGGCAUUCCAGGAGCUGAAGGACCCAAAGGAGUUAGGGGUAGAAGAGGUAAUGCUGGUACACCAGGUUCCCUGGGAGAUCCAGGGGACCAAGGGCCAUCAGGACCUAUGGGUGCCAAGGGACCAAUGGGCACCAUUGUAAUGGAACCUUGUGAACUUGUGAAUUUUACACGAAAAAACUGCCCUUGCUCAUCAGACACAUGCCCAGUUUAUCCAACUGAAGUGGUGUUUGCCUUUGAUAUGUCUGAAGAUGUUACGUCAGCUGCAUUUGAAAGAAUGAGGAACAUCGUUAUGUUAUUGCUGAAGACCAUUAAGAUCAGUGAAAGCAAUUGCCCAACAGGCGCUCGUGUCUCUGUUGUUUCUUUCAACACCAAUACACGAUAUCUCAUCCGAUUCUCAGAAUUCCAAAAAAACAGCUUGCUGCUACGAGCAGUCCAGAGAAUACCGCUGGAGAGAUCCACUGGAAAACGUAAUAUUGGGGCAGCCAUGAGAUUUGUUUCACGAAAUGUCUUCAAACGUAUUCGUCAGGGCAUCCUCACAAGAAAAGUUGCCAUAUUUUUUGCCAAUGGUCCAUCACAGGAUGAUGUUGCCAUCAGCACAGCUGUACUUGAGUUGAGUGCCUUGGAUAUCACUCCAGUGGUUAUUGCCUUCAGUGAAGUGCCAAAUGUCAGACGUGCUUUCUCAAUUGAUGAUACUAGACGAUUUCGAUUAUUUGUUUGGGAAAGACAACAGGAUGAAAGUUUGGAGAGCAUCACAGACUGUACGCUUUGCUUUGAUAAAUGCAAACCAAGUACCAACUGUGAGGUGCCCUUUUCUCCCCCUGUUCUGAUGGAUAUGGAUAUAACUUACAUCAUGGACAGCUCUCGCCGCAUCAGCAUUGAAGAGUUUCAGAGAGCCAAAGACUUUGUGAGCAACAUGCUAGAUCAGUUUGUCGUUUCCUCACAGCCAAACGAAUCAUAUGGAGGCAUCAGAGUGGCAGUGGUGCAGCAGGCUCCCAGGAGCUUCCUGCCUGACAGGAACCAGACCCCAGUGGCCUUGGAGUUUGAUCUAGUCACAUACAGCAAUAAAGAAUUGAUGAAGAAACAUAUACAAGAGUCCGUUCACCAACUGGAAGGGCCAUCAGCCAUUGCUUCUGCCCUACAGUGGACGGUUGAAAAUGUGUUCUUUAAAGCCCCCAGACAAAGAAAACACAGGGUCAUAUUUGCAAUAGUUGGAAGUAAAACAAGCACAUGGGACAGAGAAAAGCUGAGAGAGAUUUCCCUCGGAGCUAAGUGCCAAGGAUUCACCUUGUUCACUCUUGCGCUUGGCAACGAUGUGAGUGACAAUCAGCUGAUUGAGCUGUCAGGCUCCCCCACAGACCAGCACUUACUGACACUGGGUAGGGUUUCAACGUCUGAGAUGGUGUAUGCUCAGAGGUUUAGCCGGGCAUUCCUAAAUCUUCUACAACAAGAAAUGAACAGUUAUCCUUCACCUGAACUUCAAGAAGAGUGUGAAGACUUAGAUCAGGGAAACACACAACAGCAAGUGUCUAUGAUUGAAAGGAUGCCAUUUCCUGGAGCUGAUGAAACUGGUUACAGUCAUGGUUUAGAAGACAUUGAAAGAACUGAAAGUAGUAUCCUGGAGAAUAUUAGAGAGACCACCACAGAACCUGUAUACACAAUGCCAGAAAUGAGAUAUGAUUAUGAGGAGAAUGACUAUUUCACAGAGGAAGAUACUGAAGGAGAAAAGCCACAAGAGUAUGGGGAGGCUCAGGAGAAUGAGGAAAAUGUUGAGGCAGCAGUAAAAACUACAGCUGCCUAUAGUGAUUAUGAUGCAUGUGACCUUGGUCAAGAUAAUGGAGAAUGUCUGAAUUAAGUUCUGAAGUGGUACUAUGACAAAGAGCAGAAAAUGUGUGGUCAAUUCUGGUACGGGGGCUGUGGAGGCAAUAAAAAUAGAUUUGAAACACAAGAACAAUGUGGAUUCUUGUGUAUAGAGUCUUCCUAG
This is a messenger RNA of Charadrius vociferus (killdeer), 4452 nucleotides long. RefSeq names its product collagen alpha-4(VI) chain-like. The record is from RefSeq and is a predicted model, not a curated record. The transcript has 36 exons. Gene Ontology annotation, molecular function: serine-type endopeptidase inhibitor activity. Lineage: Eukaryota; Metazoa; Chordata; Aves; Charadriiformes; Charadriidae.